Colletotrichum phormii is the source of this 1662-nucleotide messenger RNA. RefSeq names its product peptidase S8/S53 domain-containing protein. The transcript is spliced from 5 exons. The record is from RefSeq and is a predicted model, not a curated record. Gene Ontology annotation, molecular function: serine-type endopeptidase activity; tripeptidyl-peptidase activity. Gene Ontology annotation, biological process: proteolysis. NCBI's taxonomy places the organism in Eukaryota, Fungi, Ascomycota, Sordariomycetes, Glomerellales, Glomerellaceae. Bases 1 to 1662 code for a protein of 553 amino acids.
AUGCUCCUCCUCCUUGUGGCGUCCACAAUCAUUUCCUUGAUUGGCCCGUUUGCUAUCGCUUCGAGAGCUGGCUCAAUACAAGUAGAGUAUAAUAGACAUCCACCAUCGGGAUGGAAACUCUCCCGUCCCACAGACCCGAAUCAUCGAUUCAGCAUAUCCAUCGCAGCCGAUAGAAGCGGCCACGUAGAGCGGGCCCUCUACAGUGUCUCGACUCCGGGACAUGAGCUUUACGGCACGCACCUCUCUCGAGAGGAGGCACAAGCCCUCCUCAGUCCCGAUACAGAGUCACGAGACAUCAUUAUAAACUGGCUUCAGGAACAUGGGAAUGCAACAGCAGCAGACAUAGCGAGCGACAGUCACUGGAUCAGAGUGCAGACAACGACUUUUGGAUGGUUUCGAAACGUUGACAGUGGCAAUGAGGUGCUACGGACGUUGAAGUAUUCUUUACCAUUGGAGUUGAAGAGCAAGAUCUCGUUGAUAACACCAUCCACGAGGUUCUGUUCUCAUCUGAUGAUGCACCAAGGACCAGCAGUCGCGGCACCUCUUGCUGACGACGCACCCAACGACGAGCUUCGGAAGGUGAAGAGGACAUUGGCUGGGUUGAACCCGAAGCUUCUCUAUACGGCACAGGUAGACAGGAUUACUCCACCCACCUUGCAAGCACAAGUCGAUCCUACGUGCAACAGGACCAUCACACCCAACUGCAUACGAGCUCUGUACAAUGUGCCCUUCAAGAUGAACGUGAGCCCGGCUCGCGGACUCGGAAUCUACGCAUCGCAGAAUCAGGUAGCCAAAUUUGACGACUUCGCCUUGUUCGCCAAAAACGUCGAUCAACCGUCAACAGGCUUUUCAAACGCCGAGCUCAACUUCGACGUUCAGUACACUGCCUCACUUUCCAAUCCGGUACCCAAUAUCGUCACCGCACUGCCCGACGACAAGCUUCCUCACACCAUCACCACCAGUUUUGGCGAGAACGAACAGUCCCUCCCGGAUGGCUAUGUUCAGCAGAUUUGCGACCAGUUCGGUGCUCUCGGAGCCAGAGGCGUUACGAUGUUCGCCGCGUCGGGAGACUCUGGGCCGGGCAACACGUGUGUCACCAAUGAUGGUACUAAUAGCACGCGGUUCAACGCCGUGUUCCCUGCAUCUUGCCCUUUUGUUACAGGUGUCGGAGGGUUUACCAGACCGGCAUAUCAAGAGCAAGCUGUGCCGGCGUAUCUCAAGAACACUAUUGAAACCCAGUUCAACGGUCUCUUCAACGCAUCAGGCCGAGGCUUCCCAGACGUCAGUGCCCAGAGCUUCAACCUCACCUUCGUAACGGGUGGCCAGCUAGGCGGCUUCCAAGGUACCAGUGCCGCCGCUCCUAUCUGGGCAGGCAUGGUGGGAAUGGUCAACGCCGCUCUCAUUCAGGCGGGAAAGCCACCAAUGGGGUUCAUCAAUCCAUGGCUGUAUGGCGCUGGGUUGCAAGCCAUCAAUGACGUCUCCGCUGGACAGUCCGUGGGCUGCACUGGCGCAACUGGGUUUGGCACGCAGAAAUUCCCGCCCGAGUUCGGAGCCAAGCUCGUGCCGAACGCGAGUUGGCCCUCAAUGGCUGGCUGGGACGCUGUCACUGGCUUGGGGAGCCCGGAUAUUGGCAAAAUAUUGGCGCUGAGAAUGGCGAUGUGA